Molecule: messenger RNA, 211 nt
Organism: Racocetra fulgida
Lineage: Eukaryota; Fungi; Glomeromycota; Glomeromycetes; Diversisporales; Gigasporaceae
Source: the annotation of a GenBank genome assembly
AUGUUGACAGGUAGUAAUACAAAUAGUUUGGAUAUUGAUAAUGAUUUGAAUAAUAUUGAGAAAGAUAAUAAAGUAGAGAAUCAAAAAAAUAGUGAAAGUAAAAAAAAGCUUAAAAGCAAUAAUAAAAAAGGUAAAGAACAGGCUGUUCAUAAAAUAGUUCACAAUACUAGAAAGUCAUCUAAUUUCAAGACAGAUAUUGUUGAUAAUGAAA